Messenger RNA from Micropterus dolomieu (smallmouth bass), 1203 nucleotides. Its product is annotated as cytoglobin-1-like. The transcript has 4 exons. Lineage: Eukaryota; Metazoa; Chordata; Actinopteri; Centrarchiformes; Centrarchidae. Gene Ontology annotation, molecular function: iron ion binding; heme binding; oxygen binding. Gene Ontology annotation, biological process: oxygen transport. The record is from RefSeq and is a predicted model, not a curated record. Bases 88 to 627 code for a protein of 179 amino acids.
GAUAACUCCCUGCCUUAACAAAGGAGGGGAUACUCUCACCGGCCUCGACUUCUGCACGUUCUCAGCUUUGCACAACUGUGUUCCCAAAUGGAGAGGAUGCAGGGAGAGGGAGAGGUGGACCUCCUGGAGCGACCAAGCCCUCUGACUGACAAGGAGAGGGUGAUGAUUCAGGACUCCUGGGCAAAAGUCUACCAGAACUGUGAUGAUGUUGGGGUGACCAUACUAGUAAGGCUGUUUGUGAACUUCCCCUCAUCCAAGCAGUACUUCAGCAAGUUCAAGCAUAUCGAGGACCCGGAAGAUCUGGAAAGGAGUGUUCAGCUUAGGAAUCAUGCUCACAGAGUCAUGAAUGCCAUAAAUACACUGGUGGAGAACCUUGACAACUCAGACAAGGUGGCCUCAGUGCUGAAGCUGGUGGGCAAGGCCCAUGCACUCCGACACAAGGUGGAGCCUGUGUACUUUAAGAUCCUUAGUGGUGUGAUACUGGAAGUCCUAGGAGAAGAGUUUCCAGAGGUUGUGACCGCAGAGGUGGCCGCGGCGUGGACCAAACUCUUGGCUACAGUCUACUGCAGCAUCACGGCUGUCUAUGAGGAAGUGGGCUGGACUAAGCUCUCAACCUCAGCUGUGUGAAGCUUUUAGUCUGGGUUUAGUGGACCAUGAACACCCAGAGAGUUCUCAUUUUUAGGCCAUGGCCUUCCAGGAGAGGGAAUACAGUUUAAUGUAAUCAUGGGCCAUGGAACAUACACUCUAAAUAAGAACAGGUACCUCACCCUUUUUAGGGUUAAUUGUGUGGGUAUGUGUGGGUGUGUGUGCGUGUGUGUGUUUGUGAGAGAGAGGGGGACAGAAAAAACAAAGCUACCCUUGUUUUUUACACUCUUGUAAACCAUUUAAAGGAGAGAGCAAAGAGGAAUAAAAUGCAAAAGUAAACCCAAAAAUCACAGAGAGGUCACACAUGACUUGGAUGUGCCUUCUACCGAAUGUAUAGGCUAUAUCUGAAAACUGCCAAGUAAAAAUAAAUCUUUCGAGAUGUGUUUUUCUGAUAUUUCCUUGUAUCAGUCUGUAUCCAUUGUGUCCCCGUUUAUGAUAUUAAACAAGGCAUGUUUAGGUUUUAAGCUGUUAAUUGUGAUGGUUUUACAUUUUUUCCAUUAUGACACUUACCUUUGUAUCUGCAUUUAACAACAUUUUGAAAUAAAAAUAAUAAUCAAA